AUGGAGGAGGCAGCGGGUAUCGGGCGGGUCUGGGAGCGAUUCUCCGCCUGGUUACACGGGGUCUGUGUUGUUACGUUUGACCUGGAGCUCGGGCAGGCGAUGGAGUUGCUGUAUCCACAGAAUAUAAGGAUCACUGAGAAAGAGAAAACCAGCAUCUGCUACCUCUCCUUCCCAGACUCAUACUCGGGAUGUCUUGGAGAUACUCAGUUUACCUUCCGGAUGCGACGCUCUGUGGGUCACCAAAACUGCCCUUUCCAGUGGGAUGAAAAGUAUAAUCGUGACGCUCCGGCUGCCUUGCAGAGGGACCCUGCGCAUUACUAUGGAUAUGUUUAUUUCCGGCAAGUGAGGGACAGCUCAGUAAAGAGAGGAUACUUCCAGAAGUCCCUGGUCCUCCUCUCCAGCCUUCCGUAUAGCAAUUUAUUUCACACUCUCCUGCAGCUCAUUGCACCUGAAUACUUCAACAAGCUGGAGCCCUGUUUGGAGGCGGUUUGUAAUCAGAUUGACCGGUGGCCGCUCCCAGAGACUGGGCUCUCCUUGUCGCUUCCCAUAAUGGGGCUUGUUCUCCAGGUCAAGAUCCCAAACCGUUCAGAUGUAACAGAGACAAAUGCAGUCCUUAUUCCACAACACGAGGAGCAGCUGGAUUCGCUAAACCACCUCAGUAGCGUCCAUCAGCUGGAUCUUUUCAGGUCCUUUCAGUCCAUUUUGAUGAAUCUCCAACUGCUCUGGGAGCUUGUUUUGCUGGGAGAGCCGCUGGUUGUCAUGGCUCCUUCACCCACCAUCUCCUCGGAAAUUGUGCUGGCACUGACAAGCUGUAUCUCUCCUCUCAAGUUCUGCACAGACUUCCGUCCAUACUUCACCAUCCAUGACAGCGAGUUCAAGGAGUAUACCACCAGGACUCAGGCCCCGCCCAGUCUGCUCCUUGGAGUGACUAAUCCGUUCUUCAUCAAGACUCUGCAGCACUGGCCGCACAUCCUGCGCGUCGGAGAACCACGUAUGUCUGGAGAUCUACCUAAACAAGUGAAGCUGAAGAAGAUGACCAAGCUAAAAACUCUGGACACAAAAUCAGGAAUGUACACGUCAUACAAACCCUUUCUUCACAAGGACAAGACACUCAUUAAGCACUUACUGAAGGGUCUUCAAAAGAAAUCACCUUCUUCUACUCUCAGUGCUCUGCUCCGAAAACAUCUAUAUGAUCUCACUCAGAGCUUCAUCCUUCCCCUAGAGCGGUACAUGGGUAGUCUGAUGCCGCAUCACAGCUCCAUAACCCCUUGGAAGAACCCACCACAGGUGCGACCAUUCCAUCAGGAGGAACUGAUGAAGAUGCUGGAGCACACUGGGCCACACCUUAGCUCGAGUAUAAAGGGGGACUGGAUGGGCCUUUACAGGCGCUUCCUCAAGUCUCCUCACUUUGAUGGUUGGUAUCGACAAAAGCAACGAGAGAUGAGAGAGAGGCUGGAAACGGAACAUCUGAAGGUUAUUUGUGAGGCGAAUAUCUCAGCCUGGAUAAAGAAUAAAUCAGAGGUGGAGAUUGUGGACCUGGUGCUAAAACUACGAGACAAACUGGUCCGAGCUCACAGGCAACACCUUCCCAUCAGCGCUGCAUCAAUUCAGAAACUAAAGCUACACAUAGAUGCUGUUAUUUCUUCCCUUCCUGAUGACCUACAGAGUAUUCUGCACCCAAACUAAGAUGUCAUAGCAUCCAACUUCACAGCCAGUGUCUGCAGAGCAUCCUGUGCACUACCCAAUAUCUCUCAGCCAAUGUCUGCGGUAUCCUUCACCCUAUCCAAUAACUUGCAGCCAAUGUCUUUAGAGUUCCUGAACCUUAUCCAAUACCUCUCAGCCAAUGUCUUCAGAGUAUCCUGCACCCUACCCAAUACAUCUCAGCCAAUAUCUGCUGAGUAUCCUAUACCAUACCCAAUACCUCUCAGCCAAUGUCUGUAGAGUAUCCUGCGUCAUACCCAAUACCUCUCAAUCAAUGUCAUCAGAGUAUCCUGCACCCUACCAAAUACCUCUACCUCUCAACCAAUGUCUUCGGAGUAUUCUGCACCCUACCCAAUACCUCUCAGCCAAUGUCUGCAGAGUAUCCUGCACUUUACCCAAUACCUCUCAGCCAAUGUCUGCAGAGUAUCCUGCACCCUACAUCUUAUCCAAUAUCUGGAUCUGCGCCCUACCCAAUACUUCUCAACCAAUGUCUUCAGAGUAUCCUGCACCCUACCCAAUACAUCUCAGCCAAUAUUUGCAGAGUAUCCUAUACCCUACCCAAUACCUCUAAGCCAAUACUGUAGAGUAUCCUGCAUCCUACCCAAUACCUCUCAGCCAAUAUCUGCAGAGUAUCCUGCACCCUCCCAAAUACCUUGCAGAGCACCCUGCUAUUCAUCUGACACCUGCAGAGCAUCUUGCUCCCCGUCUGACACCUGCUAAUACCUACCAAGCCUAGUCUAUCAUCUGAUACCUACUGAGCACCUAAUACCUACCGAGCAUAGUGCCCCAUUAAAUACCUAUCAAGCAUUGUACCCCAUCUAAUAGCUGCCAAGCAUACUGCUCCCCAACACCAGAAGACUUUCUACCCACUUGACAGAAGUUGGAUCCUGCCCUCAGCAUUGCAGGGUAUUGAAUGCUGUAGUCCUGCACAGCGUUGCCACAUCAGAUCCUUUGUCUAUCACAAGCCGCUGCUACUUAAAGGACCAGUCAACACAGAAGAUUUGCAUAAUCAACAAAUGCAAGAUAACAAGACAAUGCAAUAGCACUUAGUCUGAACUUCAAAUGAAUACUAGAUUUUUUUUUCUGACAAUUUUAAAAGUUAUGUCUAUUUCCACUCCCCCUGUACUAUGUGACAGCCAUCAGCCAAUCACAAAUGCAUACACAUUCCAUGUGACAGCCAUCAGCUAAUCACAAAUGCAUAUACGCUUAUUCUGUGAAUUCUUGCACAUGCUCAGUAGGAGCUGGUGACUCAAAAAGUUUUAAUAUCCAAUUUACUUACAUUAAAAAAAAGUGCACAGUUUAAUUCUGACUUGAGUGUCCCUUUAAGAACCAUUAAAGCACUCAGUCAUUGAGCAGCCUACUUAUAGCAGAUAUUACUGUCUAAGAUCUUAAAAAGCACAAAACUACAUUCCAAGUGCUGUAGGUAAGGUCCCUGAAACAAGUCACUGCUGGGUAACAGAAUUACUGGGCGUUGCUCCAAUACACCAGUGUGACAAGAAAGGUUAACUUUUCCUUACAUAGAGCACCAUGUACACUAAUCUUUUCCAUCUUUAUUAUUUAUAACUAGUCCUAAAGUCCGUGUACACGGGCCAUUUUCUGCAGUGCAAUGGUCCCAUCCGCCCGCGCUCCCAACCCUGUCCGGCCACGCCCAUUCCCAUCCAGUCACGCUCCUUGUCAUGCCCCCAUCACACCCUCUCUGCUGCCUGAUCCUCAAUGACUGAUCCUUCGUUAUGGCCAGGUAUGUUUGUCCUCGCGCAAUCUCUACUGCGCAUGACAGCUUUGGACAAACUUAUCUAACCUUUUAUUAUAUAGGAUUAUUAUUUUUAUUUAUAAAGAGAUUAGACGUCAGCAUUGGUGUGGAAGCUUCAGAAAGUUCAUGGAAAUUGCAUUUCUCUGUACUGUGAUGUAAUUUGUGUCACUGUAGUAGCAUGAAUCAAUAUGAUUUCCAGUACCUGAUGUAAAAUAAAUCUGAUACUAAAAUGUAAAGUGUUGGUUAUAAAACUUUUGCUAACAA
Bombina bombina (fire-bellied toad) is the source of this 3715-nucleotide messenger RNA. Its product is annotated as protein DENND6B-like. The record is from RefSeq and is a predicted model, not a curated record. Lineage: Eukaryota; Metazoa; Chordata; Amphibia; Anura; Bombinatoridae. The transcript has 20 exons. Gene Ontology annotation, molecular function: guanyl-nucleotide exchange factor activity. Gene Ontology annotation, cellular component: recycling endosome. Bases 1 to 1686 code for a protein of 561 amino acids.